GUUAUGACGGCUAAAGAGAAGAAAACUCAGCUGGACGAUCGAACCAGACUAACUGAACUGUUUGCCGUGGCUUUGCCGCCUCUACUGGCCAAGUAUGCUGUCGAUGCAGAGAAGGUGACUAACUUAUUACAGCUGCCUCAGUACUUUGACCUGGAAAUUUAUACCACAGGACGUCUGGAGAAGCAUCUGGAUGCCCUGCUUCGUCAGAUAAAAGAAAUCGUGGAGAAGCACACAGACACCGAAGUGUUGGAGUCCUGUUCGAAGACCUACCACGCCCUCUGCAAUGAGGAGUUCACGAUCUUCAACAGGGUGGAUAUAGCCCGCUCGCAGCUGCUGGACGAGCUGGUGGACAAGUUCACCCGGCUACUGGAGGAUUUUCUACAAGAGGGUGAGGAUGCUGAUGAAGACGAUGCUUAUCAGGUUUUGUCGACUCUAAAGAGGAUCACGGCAUUUCACAAUGCACACGACCUGUCGGGAUGGGACCUCUUUACCAGCAACUUCAAGCUGCUCAACACGGGGAUAGAGAACGGAGACAUGCCUGAGCAGAUAGUCAUCCAUUCACUGCAGUGUACCCACUAUGUCAUCCUGUGGCAACUGGCCAAGUUGUCUGAGGGCAGCUCCAGAAAGGAUGAUUUGGUGACCCUGAGAAAGCAGAUGAGGGCCUUCUGUAUGAUGUGUCAGCGCUACCUCACUAAUGUCAACACGGCCGUCAAAGAACAGGCUUUCACCAUCCUGUGUGAUCUUCUGCUCAUCUUCAGCCACCAGAUGGUUUCUGGAGGCAGGGAACACUUGGAGCCUCUGGUCUACUCCCCAGAAGACUCUUUACAGUCUGAGCUGCUCUCCUUCGUCCUGAACCAUGUCUUCAUCGACCAGGACGACGACACAAACAGCACAGAUGGGCAACAAGAUGAUGAAGCAGUAAAGAUCGAAGCUCUGCACAAGAGGAGGAACCUCCUGGCUGCCUACUGUAAACUCAUCAUCUACUGCGUGGUGGAGAUGAAAACGGGGGCUGACAUCUUCAAACAGUACAUGAGGUAUUACAACGACUACGGUGACAUCAUCAAGGAGACAAUGAGUAAGACUCGGCAAAUCGAUAAGAUCCAGUGUGCCAAGACGCUGAUUCUGAGUCUGCAGCAGCUGUUUAAUGAGAUGCUGUCUGAACUGGGCCACGGCUUCGACCGCUCCUCCUCUUCGUUCUGCGGCAUCAAAGAGUUGGCCCGCCGCUUUUCUCUAACUUUCGGUCUGGAUCAGGUCAAAACCAGGGACGCCAUCGCUAUGCUGCACAAGGACGGCAUCGAGUUUGCUUUUAAGGAUCCAAGUCCUCAGGGAGAAGGAGGUCCUCCUCUCAACCUGGCUUUCUUGGACAUCCUCAGCGAGUUCUCCUCCAAACUUAUGAGACAAGACAAGAGGACUGUCCACAUGUAUCUGGAGCGCUUCAUGACGUUCCAGAUGGCACUGCAGCGAGAGGACUGCUGGCUUCCGCUGAUUUCUUACAGAAACUCGCUACAGGCUGGCGGCGACGACGACACCAUGUCUGUGAUGAGUGGUUACUCCAGCCGAGGCUCCUCCGUUCGUUCCAAGAAGGCCAAACCCCCCGCAGCUACAGCCGGGACAUCAGCAGCAAAGAGAAAACUGCCAGAAGAGGAGAGCAGCAGCAGCGAGGUAUGGCAGCAAAGCAUCCAGACCCCGGUCAUGAUGCCCUCCCCCCACCUCACCUCCACUGUCAUGAGAGACCCCAAAAGGGGUCGUGAUGACAGCUACAUGGGGGUCUACGCCCUUCCUCAUGAGCAGCCACAGCCCCAUCAACACCCACAGCAUCAUCAACAGACGCCUCAACACCACCAGCCACCUAUGGAUUACAACUCACAGGUGACGUGGAUGCUGGCGCAGAGACAGCAGGAGGAGGCACGCCAGCAACAAGAAAGAGCCAUGAAUUACGCCAAGCUCAGGACCAAUCUGCAGCAUGCCAUCCGCCGCGGCACUGGGCUGAUGGAGGAAGACGAGGAGCCCAUUGUUGAGGAUGUGAUGAUGUCAUCUGAGGGUCGCAUGGAUGACCUGAAUGAAGGCAUGGACUUUGACACCAUGGACAUCGACCUGCCGCCGUCUAAAAACCGCCGUGAGAGAUCAGAGCUCAAGCCGGACUACUUUGACCCCGCUUCUAUCAUGGAUGAAUCGGUCCUGGGGGUGUCCAUGUUUUAAGCUAAUAUCCAGAUGGUUUUUGACGCUGGGACAACAGAAGAGGCGCUUUGUAUUUAAAGAGAAUUUUAGAAGUGAAAACAGAAGUGUUUUCUGUAAGAAAAAGCAAAAAUCAAACAAAAAAAGAGAGAGAGAGAGAGACCGAUAGAGGAGAUCCUGGCUUGUACUCCACGCGGACCAAUGACAACCCACACUCAGUGUUGCUUGCUCAGAGAGGACUUUGUUUCAGAACUUUUACUUUUCUAAUCUUGGGUCAGCUUUUCCUGUUCCAGCCCAGAGCAGCAGGCCACUUCCAAACCUAUUAGAGACAAGACACGUCUGAAGAAAAAUCAAAAGUUUUUUUUUCUUCCUUUUUUAAAAAGAAAAUGGGGAUGAAUUGGUGUGUUUUAACUUAAGAAACAUUUUUUUAUGUCUAACCCUUUUUACAAUUGUAAGUUACCAGGUGUGAUGUAGUAAUUUAUAAACAGACUGUAGUAGCUUGCUUGUACCGUGUUAGCCACGUGGAUGGAGGUCUUUCUGUUUGUGCUUUUGUUACUUUUUCUUUAUUUCUUCUGUUUUUUCAGUUUUCUCCCUGUUGUCGUGUCUGAGUUGAGGUCCUGGGAAACCACUGGUGGUUCAGAUGUAGAGGCAGUCCUGGUCCCUUUAUGCUGUGAAGAUUCCUCUAGGCCCACUUUAACAUGUACUCGCCGUUAGGCAGCCAGUCCCAGAGUAAAAGGUGUCCCCCUCCGUCACCGAGCAGGUGCUGUGGAAAGUCACAGCUUGAUCAGGAAUUUAUAAGAAGAAGAAUAAAUGGUCACAGUUUUUCCUCCUUUAAAACCCCACAGCGAAAAGUUAAAAUGGGUUUCUCUACAUUUUAAAUAAAGUUAUAUAUGAAUCGGUGCUGAUUUUAUAUAUGUGCUUUAGGUUUUCUUCUUUUCAUUCUUAAGUGAGAAAGUUGGAGGAAUGUUUAAGUAAAACUUACAAAAAAAGGCAAAACAAAUGAAAGCAUGAGAAUUCAUGCAUCAAGGAAGAUUUUUAAAACUGUGUUUUAAUGUUUUUUGUUUGUUUUUGUUUUUUUGUCUUGAUAAUGUCUUUGGAUUUCUACCUUUUUUCCUACGAAUGAAAAGACUUGUGAAAUUCAGCUUUAAGGUUUUCUCAACAUGAAAAGUCCUGUCACAAAAAAACACCAGAAGCUUCUAGAUUUCAAACCCGUAAGGUAGUCUCACUCAGACAGCACUGAACUCCAACGUCUUUCAGCAGCGCUGUGGCAGCUAGACGAAGCUUCGAUUUGGACAUCUACUUGUCACACACCAGUUUUAAUGAAACGUUUUGUCUACUGAGGUCUUUAUUUUGUAGUCAUUCCAUGCUUAAGCCUUAAACACGCUUGUGGAGGUCACCUUUUCUCAGUAAUCUUCCAUGUCAGAGGUGGAUAAUUGGCUCGUAGAACGUGAAAUCCAGUACGAGGUGGUCAGAUGUAAUGUGAUAAAGUAGAUAAACAGCCUAUUUGUGUUUUUGCCUAAUUAUUUUAUGUAAGUAAAAGAAGAAAAUUCUUUUAAGGAAAAAAAAGUACUGUUUAUUGUUUGUUACUUACCACUACAUCGGUAUAAAUCCUUAUUAGAUCAUGUGUAUAUAUACAAAAUUUCAUUUCUUUCCUUCUUUUUCGGCCAUUUCUGUUAUUUUUCCUCCCUAAACUCUUGCCUACACUUCUUGCGUUAUUGUCUGUUAUCCCAUCCUCUCUCAGCCACUGUUUUCUGAUUUGUACUUGUCUGGAGACAGUAACUUUUGAAUAAAAAUCAACACAUUU
Messenger RNA from Nothobranchius furzeri (turquoise killifish), 3979 nucleotides. Lineage: Eukaryota; Metazoa; Chordata; Actinopteri; Cyprinodontiformes; Nothobranchiidae. The record is from RefSeq and is a predicted model, not a curated record.